AUGCCUGACGCACAUACAGCCCCGAUUUCAUAUUGGUCCGGUCCUGGGAUCAUCCAGGGAUUUAUCACAAUCCCCAAAUCUUCCAAGUUGUCCCCGGAAAUAUUCGAGAAAUGGUUUGAUGAGGUCUAUGUUCCUGAUCUGCUUGCUACUGGUAUCGUGAUUUCGUCAUGGCGAUUCAAGGCGGCCGACCCUAAGUACGGCAAGCCGAAAAUGUUCAUCCAUAAGUGCCCUGACUUAUCCCCGGUGCAAGCCGGAAAACUUCAUGAGGUCAAAAUUGCCAGCGACAUGUUCCCGACUAACGGAUCUGUUUACGAUUUCAUCGAAUCCGAAACGAAUAUCUUCUCCCUGGUUCAGCUUUAUGAGACAGUAAAACAGCACGAAGAUGCUGCUACAACCGUGAUAAUGGCCGCCAUGGAGCCAUCACCGGGCGGAGAGGCCGAGUUGGACGCUUGGUAUCGGGAGGAGCACAACCAGCAGAUGUCUGAGCAGCCGGGCUGGAAACGGACCACUCGAUUUAACCUGCUACUUCAUCAUAAGAGCGAUGGAAAGCCAACGGAGCCUCUCUCUUUCCUAGCAAUCCACGAAUUUGGGGAAGGUCACAAGAUUGGAAAAGAUGUGGUUCCCUUGGAUCCGAUGACAGAUUGGACGAAGAAGUGCAUGGCUGAAGCGAGGGUGAUUGAUGCGGCGGUGUAUACAAAAGUGAAGACGUUUGGGGAGGCUGCGGCGAGCUCGUAA
This is a messenger RNA of Lindgomyces ingoldianus, 735 nucleotides long. RefSeq lists its product as uncharacterized. The record is from RefSeq and is a predicted model, not a curated record. The transcript has 2 exons. NCBI's taxonomy places the organism in Eukaryota, Fungi, Ascomycota, Dothideomycetes, Pleosporales, Lindgomycetaceae. The coding region runs from base 1 to 735 and encodes 244 amino acids.